UUUUCACCCCACUAUUCUUGAUUCUGUGUCUGGACAGACACCAAAUGGGCUCGAUUUUUUGCUGGCAGCUCUUGAGUCUCAGAAUACAACCCACCCCAGGCCUGUGCAGCAACCAGUGAUCAGUGGGGCCCAGCCAAUUAUGGCCAGAACUCCUGAAACCGUCUAUGAUAAUAGUUACUCCAUUGAGAAAAUACAAGCAGAAGCCCGGCCAUUGCCUGGACCUAUCACAUACAAAGUAAAUGUGGGAGGGAAAGCAAAGCCCCAGCUGCUUUCACUUGAUCUAGAAUACGAAGAUUGGAAGAGUGCCAUUUCUGCGACACCUGGAUUACCGGAGAACAAACGCUUCAGGCCAGAGAUCACUUGGAAGCUGGGCACAGCUCUGAAGAUGCAAGACCUGCAGACAGUUGACGAUAAUCAAGAAUACCAGCUGAUGGUGCAUGAAAUAGUCAUGCAGCAUGAGAAGGAUGGGAAGCAGUGGUUGUCAUCAUCAUAUGAAAUUUACUUCCAGCCAGAGAAAGAUCAAAGAAAGACUGGCCAGAAAAGUACAAAGAAGAAGCAAGGAUCACAGAAAGCCAGGAAGAAAAGAUCAAAGACUGGCCAGGACGACUCCAGCUCCUCUGACAGUGACACUGACUCUGGCUCUGCAGACUCAACCAUGGAUGAAUCCGAUUCUGAUCAUUCACAUUGUGUGCAGUGCAAGAAGCCAGCAAAGCUGGCGCUUUGGCAAAUUGAAGACUUACUCCAUGAGAAGCACCAUUUCUGUGAGCAGCACCUCAAGAACUGCUAUUACUGCUCAGGCAGUAAGGCAAGCCACCUGCAAACAAACCAUGUCGAUACACACUCUCUCGCUGUUGUUUUGGGUGAUCACAUGCAAUGGUGGAUUUCUGCAUGUGAACAUAUCAAUGCUGUCAUUGGGAUUGUGCAUUGCAAGGCUUUGUGGAGUUAUAGGGACGAGGGUGUCAGGUAUAACACAUGUAAGGAUGUGUUUGAGUGGCUGGAUGCCAUUUACGCUGAGUGGACUUCUAUUCCUAUGGUCCGCUUGUAUGAGCUCGCAUGCGAGCACUAUCUGAAGUCCCUUCCAAUGGAUCUCAUUGUCCCUCCAGCCUUUGCCACAUUUUGCCCAUCCCUCUCCCCUCUUCCCCUUGAUCUUGUGCCCAACACUGCACAAGCCAACGAUGAACAAGCCGACAAUGAGCCAGAAUUGGAUAAGAAAAACAAAGGUGGGAAGAGUACUUAG
This is a messenger RNA of Cantharellus anzutake, 1237 nucleotides long. RefSeq lists its product as uncharacterized. The transcript has 5 exons. The record is from RefSeq and is a predicted model, not a curated record. NCBI's taxonomy places the organism in Eukaryota, Fungi, Basidiomycota, Agaricomycetes, Cantharellales, Hydnaceae. Bases 140 to 1237 code for a protein of 365 amino acids.